This is a messenger RNA of Syngnathoides biaculeatus (alligator pipefish), 9000 nucleotides long. RefSeq names its product C-terminal binding protein 1. Lineage: Eukaryota; Metazoa; Chordata; Actinopteri; Syngnathiformes; Syngnathidae. Bases 330 to 1661 code for a protein of 443 amino acids. The transcript has 11 exons. Gene Ontology annotation, molecular function: oxidoreductase activity, acting on the CH-OH group of donors, NAD or NADP as acceptor; NAD binding; transcription corepressor activity. The record is from RefSeq and is a predicted model, not a curated record.
UGUUUUUUUUUUUUUUUCUUUUUUCCAGCUCCAGGAGACAAAAGAUGAGCUCUACCCUUUUUUACUGGUUCACUCGCUCUCUCUCUCUUUCACAUUCUUCUUCCUUCCCUCCGUUACUGCCACAAACAGAAAAAGGGAGGGAUUUGCUGUAGCGGAGAGAGAAAAAGGGAGGGAGGGGGUUAGGAAGGCAGAACGGAAGGGUUGAGAGAGCGAGCGAGUGAGAGAAAGAGAGAGAGUGAGUGAGGCGGGGUGCACACGAGUAUGUGCUGCGAGCGAGCGAGGCGAGGAAGCCGCCGCCAUAUGCCGAGUGGAUUCUACAUGCGAAAACCAUGGGAAGCUCGCAUCUCCUCAACAAAGGCAUGCCUCUAGGCAUCAGGCCGCCCAUCAUGAACGGACCCAUGCACCCGCGCCCCCUGGUGGCGCUACUGGACGGGCGCGACUGCACCGUGGAGAUGCCCGUCCUGAAGGACGUGGCCACCGUGGCCUUCUGUGACGCCCAGUCCACACAGGAAAUCCACGAGAAGGUACUGAAUGAAGCCGUGGGAGCGUUGAUGUAUCACACCAUCACUCUGAUGAGAGAAGACCUGGAGAAGUUCAAAGCGCUCCGAAUCAUCGUUCGCAUCGGCAGCGGCUACGAUAACAUUGACAUCAAAUCUGCUGGUGAACUUGGAAUCGCAGUUUGUAACAUGCCAGCUGCCUCAGUGGAGGAGACGGCCGACUCCACGCUGUGUCACAUCCUCACCUUGUACCGCCGCACUACGUGGCUGCAUCAGGCUCUCCGCGAGGGCACACGGGUCCAGAGCGUGGAGCAGAUCCGAGAGGUGGCUUCGGGAGCGGCGAGGAUCCGAGGGGAGACGCUGGGACUCAUUGGACUGGGUCGAGUGGGCCAAGCCGUAGCCCUGAGAGCAAAAGCGUUCGGCUUCAACGUGAUUUUCUACGAUCCCUAUUUGGCGGACGGCGUGGAAAGAUCCUUGGGCCUUCAAAGGGUCACCACGCUACAGGAUCUCCUCUUCCACUCCGACUGCGUGUCGCUGCACUGCAGCCUGAACGAACACAACCACCACCUCAUCAACGACUUCACCAUCAAGCAGAUGCGUCAGGGGGCCUUUCUGGUCAACACAGCCAGGGGGGGUCUGGUGGACGAGAAGGCCCUGGCCCAGGCUCUGAAAGACGGGAGGAUACGGGGCGCCGCCCUGGAUGUUCACGAGACGGAACCUUUCAGUUUCAGUCUGGGGCCACUGAAGGACGCCCCCAACCUGAUCUGCACGCCUCACGCCGCCUGGUACAGCGAACAGGCCUCGUUGGAGAUGCGUGAGGAGGCGGCCAGGGAGAUUCGAAGAGCCAUCACAGGUCGGAUUCCAGACAGUCUGAAGAACUGCGUCAACAAAGAGUUCCUGACUCAGAACAAUCACUGGACGGGGGUUGAACCAGCCAACGUUCACCCAGAGCUCAACGGAGCCUACAGGUACCCGCCCGGCGUGGUGAGCAUGACCGCCGGCGGCCUCCCGCCGCCCGUGGAGGGCGUCGUGCCCAGCGCGGUGCCCCUCGCGCACCCCCUCCCGCCGGCCAUCGCGCAUCCCCCGCACACCCCGUCGCCCGGACACAACACGGUCAAGCCGCCAGAGGGCGACAGAGAACAACAUCCAAACGAGCAGCUGUAGUUAAAAAAAAAAAAAAAAAAAAGCACGGCAGAAAAGUCCAGGAAGUAACUACUGAGUCCAAAAUGUACAGGACGUUGGCACAGUUGCCUGUUGACACUCCAAAGAGAGCCAAGAAGAUGACAGUGAUGGUCAGACAAAGGAAACACAGAGCUUGGAUGCUCAUCUGGCCUAAGACGCGAAAAAAAAAUAAGUCCAAAAUUUCCCAUUUUUCCCCCCCCCCCCCCAUCAUUUCCAAGGUGAAGCAGAAAAAUAUGUGCACAGUUUCCCAACCUUAAUUGAUCCAAGGUACAUAUUUUAAGAGUAAAAUACCACAGCAUACCACGACAGAAAAAUGUCACAAAAGUAUACAGUACAUUGUGAUUACCUUGACUUACAAGUGACCCAACAUAUGAUUUUUAUGAGAUAAGCGUGACCUUAAACUUAGUGAAAAAAAAAAAUCACAGUAAUAAUAGUAAAAUAAUAAAAUUAAUAGCGAAAUAUAGGCCACAAAAUUUUAAAUCCGUAUUACCUUCCGCAGUAAAUGAAGUGUCUUCAAUGAGUACUUUUAUUUAAUAUGGAUUUAAAAUUUUGUGGCCUAUAUUUUUGAAAAUUCUGGCUCGAAUAAAAGUUUCAAUUAAGAGCUUUACUUCACCGCCACUCAAGUUAAAAAAACAAAAACAAACAAAAAAAAAAAAACAACAGCAAACUGAAAAAUGAAGGUACAGGGAGUCCUCGGUCUACCACUGAGAUCUGUUCCUACACAGCAGCGACUUAACUUGAAUUUCGACUGAAGUUGGAUUCCACCAUUAAAGUCAGAAUUUACAUCAAAAUACUUUGCAUAAAAAAUCAAAUACAGUGGUGCCUCGGUUCUCAAACACAAUCCGUUCCAGAAGGCCGGUUGAAAACCGAAACGUUCAAAAACCAAAGCGCGUUUUCCCAUUACGACGCAUGGAAAACGAAAUAAUGCGUUCCAAGCCUAAAAAAAAGGUUUUUUAAAGCAUUUUUUUUUAGCAGACAAGACGGGGGACAGGCGUAAAGUCGAAACCUCUUAACCCAAGGACUCCCUGUACUUUGAUGCCCUCAUGUGUGGGAAAGGGGAGCCGCAGUCACCCGUGCACCUUCAGCCGUUUGCUUGGUCACAGAACAAAUUUAACUCGUAAGUCAAGGUACCGCCGUAUACUGCAGUAACGUCUCAAUUUACUCACAAAUAGUGCGAAAUACGGCCGUCUUCAGUUGAACACAAAUCUAUUCUGCCAUCAAUUAAAAGAACAUUAGUAAAUCAGUACAUUUGGUACAAAAUAAAUGAGGUUGGGAAAGUUUUUGCUGGCGAGAAGAUGCUGGAAGCUUAUUUGCGAAUUUUCCUUAACAACAAGCCACCUUGAAGCAGAAGCAGCUUUUAUUUUUUAUUUUUUUGCACACCACCUCAGGAACGUCCGUUUCUGCAGUCAGCUGCCGUCUCCCAUCGACGUCAUUCCCUCACGUUUUGUGCUUCUUUUUGGCGUUCUUCGGAAAUGCUUGCCUUUCGUUCGAAUGUGACGCUCUUCGGUUGUUUGCUGUGCUUUGAACGGAGCAUGCCAUUUACAGGGUCGGGGGUGGGGGGGGGGGGGGUCAAAAUGGUUCGCUCGGAGUUGAUAUUUUUUAAAUUAUGUGGUUGGGAAGACGCAACGCGAUGCACUGAGACUUUGUAAUGUAGCAGACAAAGAACUGAACAAAAACGUGUUCAGUGCCGCCACCCCUACCCGAACCCCGCCUUCUUGAAACCCUAAUUUGAAACAUGAACCCUGAAUUUAAACCCUACUUUGAAACAAUAACCCUUGUUUGAAACCCUAAACCGGGCGUGAAACUCUUAGCAUGAAACCCUAAAAUGUGUAUGUAACGCAAAAAUAGUCCCCAACUUGUCCCUCCCGCUCCCACGAGACCCCCACAAGUGAGCAAACUCACACAGGAGCUGCUGUCAGCCACAGCUCAUCCCUAGACACUCACAUGCAGACUUCAUACGCCACCACAACCUGGCCCCACCUCUUAAAAACACAUGAACAAAGAUACUACAAUACAUUUUUUUCUAUGUAUAUUUUUUAGGCUUGCAAGUGUUUUGUGUUUAAAUACGACGUGUUUAAAAAGUGCAUUUUGAUAAAUGAGGGUGGGAUAAACGGGGCUUCACUGUACGGACGGGGCUUCCAUUUCGAACGCAACAGCCGUAUAAAUCAGCACAAGGGUGAUCCAUCUAACAAUUUUCGGAGCCGCUUAUCCUCACAAAGCGUAGCGGGAGUGCUGGAGCCCAUCAUUGGGCAGGAGGGGGAGUACACCCUGAACCGGUUGCCAGCUAAUCGCAGGGCACAUAUAAACGAACAACCAUCGGCACUCACAUUCACAUCCACAGGCAAUUUAGAGUCUUCAAUUAACCAUCGGCACUCACAAUCGCACCUACGGGCAAUUUAGAGUCUUCAAUUAAUGUACAACGCACGUUUUUGGGGGGAGUGGGAGUUAACCGGAGUGGCUGGAGAAAACCAAUGUCGGCACGGGGGAGAACAUGCAAACUCCACACUGGCAGUGCCAGAAUUUGAACCCCGGUCUUCAGAACUGUGAGGCAGACGCUCUAACCCAAAGGUGUCAAACUCGAGGCCCGGGGGCCAGAUCUGUCCCGCCACGUGAUUUCAUGUGGCCCGCAAAGCCAAACGUAGAGUGUUGAUUUCCGGGAUUCUUGUAAAAAAUUGUAUCAAAAUUUCGAAUCGUCAUACAUCAUAACUGAUUAAUAGUUGAGAUAGUACAAGCAUUUUUGUGUGAGCAAACGUGAAUAGUUGAAAAACACAUUACCCUUGAUUUCUGAUUCCAAAACUAGUUAAUAAAUUGGUGAUGGAGAUAUGAUGAGAUGUUGUUUCACAGUCAUAACGGCCGUCAAUGUGGCCCGCGAGAAAAAUGGGUUUGACACCCGUGCUCUAACCAGUCUGUCCACCGUUUCCUUCAAAAAAUCAAUCAGACCUUACCCUGAUUCCUUGGUUACUCUGAAGCAUUUUUUUUAACAAAGCAACAGAGUGAAUAGCACAACGCUCCCUUUAACAUUUCAUGAUGGGUCCUUACUCAGUGUACCGUUUGGCCACCGUCGUGUUGUCAGUGUCUGCGUGUGUGUACAUAGAGUGGUGGUGGUUUUUUUUUUUAAUUUCAUUGCCUGCCUGUGUCAUUGUGACUCGUUUGUAUCUAUCCGUGUGUAAAAAUGCAGCGCUGCGAGCGGGAGUGCGGGGUUCCUGAAGGCGUCGUCAUUGAGGCUGCGUUCGCGCGCCGGUUGAAAUGAGCUCUGGUGCUCCGCUAGUGCGUUCGUUUGGUCUCGUGUUAAGUUACAUUGACAGGCCCGAACACGGUCCGAGACUUUCAUUGCGAUUCAAUACUAAACAGCAGCCGUGCGUGGGACUAGAUCUCUUUAUUCUUGCUGUGUUUCUUUGUUAUUUUUCUCGAGGCAAACGAGUGACAAUUUCGAGGGGUUUCCCAGUCUUAAAAUCGAAAAACUACCCGAACGUCAUUAAAUUCUGGGGAGGGAUUCAGCCACUAAAGCAAGUUUAACCUAGAAAAGUGAAAUCUGGUAGGUUGUCUACGAUGCCUCAAAAAAAAAAGUCUAAGGAAAGCAAAUUUCACCUAGAAAAGUGAAAUUUGUCUACAAUGCCACUGAAAAAAGUCAAAGGAAAGCAAGUUUAACCUAGAAAAGUGAAAUCUGGUAGGUUGUCUACGAUGCCUAUGAAAAAAGUCCAAGGAAGCCAUGCUAGGAAAAACAAUAUCUGCCAUUUUGCCUUGAAUCAGCAUUUUAUCCAUUUUCAGUCCUCUUUCAUGAGCAAACUUUGCGCCAAACAUUCAGAUUUUUAAUCACAUAUAGCGGACCUAUGGGCAAUGCUAAAUUGAAAAAUUUUUACGAGUAACUUUCUUCCGUUGCGCGUUGGCGGAGCAUGGCGGCAAAGUUUCAUGACGUCACCAAACUUAUGUGACGACAAUACUGCCAGCCUAGUUCCGGUCGACUAGCGAAAAUGUAUCAAUACAAUAUUUCCACUCGUGAGUCCUCGCAUUUAUAUUUCCUUGCAGGUUUAAUUCUUAUCGUUUUUUAGAGUCCCACAGUUUACACAGAAAAAAGCGAAAGGUUGUGAGUUUGAAUCUGGAAGUUUUUCGAGAGUGACAGUGCUUUCAGGAUCCCACUCCAGAUCCAGCGUCUCGAGUAGUAAACGGUUCACUGUUGCCUACCCGUCCCCCCUUCACGUCGAGGUAGCGAGCGCGGCGAUCAGGGAUGGAUAUUUCACACGGGUGUUGCAGACUCCGAUCUACCGAACCGAGCUGAGUGCCGAGUUCUCGUUGGGCCAAAAUACCGAAUGUGCACGUUCUAGGGCCUUGGGAAUUCUGCGAGGAAUUCCGAUGAACGACACAUUCCUCACAAAAUGCCUAUCGACUUGACCGUUUCCAUGGCAACCUUCGCAGAAAGUGUUCCUCGUUUAAGAACGAAAGCGCACUUUGAAAUUCUAUCCCUGGUACGCAGUCCACUGUUGCCUACCUGUUUUGUCCUCUUUAUAGUUAAGUAGUAGGCGUAGCAGUAUACAGUACAUAUACAUAUAUAUAUAUAUUCUAUAUUCUACAGUAAAUAUUAUUUUUGGUCAAAAGCCCUGAGGAAAGAUAUGUCUGUGACUGUAUGCAUUUGUAUGAAUACUUUUAAAAGGAAAUAAACCCGUAAAAGAUGCGGUUUGAUCGGUGUCUGGUCUCAAUAUCACUGCAGUAGUGGUAAUGGUAAUUACGACGACGAAAACAUUUAUCAUGUCGUAAUUUUAAAAAUGUUCAAAAGCUAUAGCUUUUAAAAGGGGAAGGCCACUCAUUGAAAAUAAUGGAUCACAUAGGUCAUGUCAUUGGUACUGUAAUUUUAAAAUAAAGAUUUUCAUCAGAUAUCAUUUAAGGUUGUUUAUAUCAGCAAUUCUGAAUGUUCCCGGUCGCUGACAUUUUGGCGAGUCAUAUGACCUGCGUGCGCGGAUGUGACGUGUCAUGUGUUCAACCCGAGGCUCGGUUACGUUCCGACACAGUUAUUGUCAGCGCUGAUUUCUCGGAUUUAUCCUCAUAUGAAGAAAUAGAAGUAUCGGUCGAUCGCGAAGACGGAGGAAUACGUCCAUACAGAUUUGGCCCCGGGGGCCUUUGUUUACGCGCUUAUGUCCGCGUCAAUCCCGUCUGAAGAACCAUCCAAAUAUUCAACAUUAUUGACAGCCACAGGUUCAGAUUAAUUGGACACUCUAAAUUGCCCCUGGGUGUGAUUGUCAGUGCGGCUGUUUGUCUUGAUGUGCCCUGUGAUUGGCUGGCAACCAGUUCAGGGUGUACCCCGCCUCCUGCUCAUUGACAGCUGGGAUAGCCUCCAGCACUCACGCAACCCUCGUCAGGAUAAGCGGCGAGGAAGAAAAGAAGGAGGAUAGAUGGAAGGAUAUCAACAUAGGCAAUUCAUAGACACGGUGGGGAAGUUUCAGUUACACAGUUUUUUGUUGUUCACGCCAGGGCUUCACUGUACCGUAUUUUCUGCACUAUAAGGCCCACCUAAAAGCCUUUCAUUUUCUCAGAAGCCGACGGUGCGCCUUAUAAUCCGGCGCGCCUUAUAUGUGGAUCAAUAUUGAGCCUUUAGUGCAGCUCCAUCUCAUGGAUACAUAACGUAACCCCAGCCUCUACUGUAGCGUCUAUUCUAUGCGCCUUAUAUAUGAAAAAAAAAUUGAAAUAGGCCAUUCAUUGAAGGUGCGCCUUACAAUGCGCUGCGCCUCGUAGUACGGAAAAUACAGUACUUUAAAAGGUAUGUGUGCAGUUUCUGAAGGUUAAAAAAAAAAAGCCACAAGGAUGUAAACAUGUAGCAAAACAAGUCUGAUAAUCAAGUUCAUAUAAGCAGCAUUAAUGUGGUGGACCCCCCCCACACACACACGAUUGGCUCACCUCUCCCAAGGUUACUUUCAGCCACUGGAAAAAAAACUUCUCACCAGCUGGAAACUCAAGAUGCAUUUCAGCUAAAAAAGAAAACAAAAAAACAAAAAAUAAGCCACCGUGAGCGCAAUGGGAAACAGAUGCAUGCAAAGAGUGCUUUUUUUUUUUCGGCGUCUGCGAGGGGGCAGCGUGCAACGAGGCCUUGGAGGAGAUCAAAAGCUAAAAACAAAACAGAUGGGAAGCGAACACAAGAGAUUUAAACACCUCUACAGUAUGUGUUGUCAAGUAAUCGUUGACGGUACGCUAAUAAAUGAUAUUACACAUCUCUAUGUAUUGUCAAACAAUGGUCGCCAACGAUGAUUGAAAUGAUUUUGGGCUUUUGGAAGAUGUGGUAAGGUGAUUGUAAUCCUUGCCUCGACUUCAGGAAAUACUGCUGUGCUGCACUUGGGGGGAGGCUCUGGAUCGUUAAUCCAGGUUAUGGCUCGAAUAAUGGCGUUCCGACACUGUUAAGCCUUCUAUAAAGCGUCGUCUUAACAUUCAUCAAGAUGGAAACACCAAAACGUUUACUGACGUUUUUUUAUCUUAUUGUGUAUGAAUGCUCUCAGCAAUCUGAAAUCUGAAAAAAAAAAAGAAUACUGUACAAAAGUUCAGUUCGGUUUCUUUGGAGGCGAGUUGUACCACAGAUGACAUUGGAUUCAUCUAAAUCAGGGGUGUCAAAGUUAUUUUUACAGCUAAUUUGUGCAUUUUUUUUUCCUAACGGCCGCAAGGGGGCACUCGAGUGGAAAAUGUAAAAAUGAGACCGGUGGAAUAUAUGUGCCGAGGAAGUGAAGUUUACCAGCCCUGUUAGCGCUCUGCUAGCGUGUUGCUGCUGUUUUACUGGCGUGUCUCAGUGAUAUUUACUGGUAAGUUUUACUUUAACCGGCCCUGUUAGCGUUAAACUCUUUCUGUGUACCGUCUUUCUUGUAAAUAGCUCAUAUUUCAAUGUGGGUUUCAAUGUGGGCACUUGCGGCUUUUACAAAGCUGCGGCGUACAUAUGUACCAAACGGUAUUUCCUUUACAAAUGUACUCUGUGAGACUUGUAACCAGGUGCGCUUUGUAGGCCGGGAAUUACGGUACUUUUUAAAUCAGAAGACAAGGAUAAUAAUUUGUUCAAGUUACUGUAGAAACACAGUUAAGUAACAGCGGUUACCUCAACAUUAUUGUUUUUUUAUGACAAUCUGGAAUUUGAGCACAGAUUUGAGCGAAAAUGACCGAAGUUGACAAACGCGAUUUGGUUUCAUGGGCCACGUGUAAUGAUGUGGCGGGCCGCAUCUGGCCCUCAGCCCUUGAGUUUGAUACCUACAAUCAAAUUGGACAUUUACUAAGUGCUUUGAUAUGCCAUCCAUGGUCUUGUAUUGAAAAAAUGCCAAUGUUUCAAACUAUAGACUUGAAGACUAAUAAAAGAAAU